AUGCCCCUGCCAGAACGUCCAUGGCAGAAGCUUGCCGUUGACAUCGUCGGCCCUAUGGAGAGAGCACCCCAUGACUGCAGAUAUGCCAAUACGCUCAUCGACUAUUUUUCCAAAUGGCCAGAGGUUCAAUUCUGCAGUGAAGUAUCAUCCCGCGCCGUCAUAAACCUUUUGCUGUCUAUGUUCUCCCGUGAAGGCUAUCCGGAAGUGGUAGUCUGUGACAACGGGCCCCAGUUCUCAUUUGUGGAGUUCAUUGAGUUCCUCAAAGAUCCCGCUAUCAGCCUUGCGCACUCUUCCGUUUACUACCCGCAAGCAAACGGACUUGUCGAGCGGUUUAACCGUGUCUUCAAGAAUUUUGCGCAGGUCGCCAUGCUGGAACAGCAUCCGCUUCCCCAAGCAGUAACCGAGUAUUUCGGCAUAUAUCGCUGCACGCCACAUGCCACUACGGGAGUUGCACCGUCUGUUCUCCUACACGGACGGCGACCGAGAACACGCCUUGACGUUGUGGGUCUCCCGUCACCUGUUUUCUUCAGCGAUCCUGUUUCCGAACUUCAUCGUCUGCGCCAACGAGUUAAGAGCAGGCAAUACUACAGCAAAGAGUACACAGACCGUCACAGGGCCUCGAAGAAGACAACAGUGUCUGUCGGUGAUUACGUUAGAAUUAAGAAACCUGGAAUAUCGGUUAAGGGAGACCUCACGUUUAGCCAACCGGGGAAGGUAGUCCGCCAGCAAGGUCCAUCAUCGUUUCGGCUUGAUGAUGGACGAACCUGGGACGCGUGGAAGCUAUCCAGGGUACCUGCAGCUUCAGCCAAAUGGAAUCUGCAGCAUAAUGCUGUGUCUGAACCCGCGACUCCGCCUUCGGCAUCUCAGCAAUCCAACGAAUACGCCUCGACAACUCUACCCGAAGCCUCGCCAGCUACGCCCACGCUACGAGCUCCAGCGCCAGCUGUGUCGGAGGACCCUGUGUUUCAACGUCGGGUCCAACCACCGAGGAACAGAAGGCCUCCAGAUCGAUACCGGGACCACAUGCAGCUUGUGUGCUAG
Messenger RNA from Dermacentor silvarum, 1041 nucleotides. RefSeq lists its product as uncharacterized. The transcript has a single exon. Lineage: Eukaryota; Metazoa; Arthropoda; Arachnida; Ixodida; Ixodidae. Gene Ontology annotation, molecular function: nucleic acid binding. The record is from RefSeq and is a predicted model, not a curated record. Gene Ontology annotation, biological process: DNA integration. The coding region runs from base 1 to 1041 and encodes 346 amino acids.